AUGGAUUCAGACGAUGAACAAUUCCAACAAGCGGUAGAUCUAGAGUUCCAAAACCUUGUUGCGGCGGUGCAACGUGAAGCGGAAGAGGCAGAAGAGGCGGCGGAGGCGGCGGCUGAGGCGGCGGUGGCAGUUGGCCGGCCAUUCCAUCAUCGGCGAUUUUUCGAUCGUGAUCAUGUCGGGGCAGACCGCAGGUUGAUGGAGGUUUUCCGUCGGCGAUUCAGAAUGCCGAAAAAUCUCUUCGUCCAUAUAGCGACGUGUUUGGCGCAGCGGUUCAGGUGCUUCAACUUGCGAUAUGAUGCCACCGGCCGACCCGGCUUGUCGACUUUCCAGAAGUGUACGAUGGCAAUUAGACAGCUUGCCUAUGCCAGGCCCGCUGACAUGUUCGAUGAAUACCUACAGAUGGGCGAAACGACUGGACUACAGACUUGA
Messenger RNA from Salvia splendens (bonfire salvia), 429 nucleotides. RefSeq lists its product as uncharacterized. The record is from RefSeq and is a predicted model, not a curated record. The transcript has a single exon. Bases 1 to 429 code for a protein of 142 amino acids. Lineage: Eukaryota; Viridiplantae; Streptophyta; Magnoliopsida; Lamiales; Lamiaceae.